Molecule: messenger RNA, 957 nt
Organism: Haliotis rufescens (red abalone)
Lineage: Eukaryota; Metazoa; Mollusca; Gastropoda; Lepetellida; Haliotidae
Product: cell wall protein DAN4-like
Exons: 1
Source: RefSeq, a predicted model, not a curated record
ACUACUACUGCUCCUGCUGCUACUACUACUACUGCUGCUGCUGCUACUACUGCUACUACUACUACUACUACUACUACUACUACUGCUGCUGCUACUACUACUACUACUGCUGCUGCUCCUCCUCCUCCUACUACUGCUGCUACUACUGCUACUACUACUACUACUGCUGCUACUACUGCUACUACUACUACUACUACUACUGCUGCUGCUACUACUACUACUGCUGCUGCUGCUCCUCCUCCUACUACUACUGCUGCUGCUAUGACUACUACUACUACUGUUCUUACUACUGCUGCUACUACUGCUACUACUACUACUACUGCUGCUGCUACUACUACUACUACUGCUGCUGCUCCUCCUCCUACUACUACUGCUGCUGCUAUGACUACUACUACUACUGUUCUUACUACUGCUGCUACUACUGCUACUACUACUACUACUGCUGCUGCUACUACUACUACUACUGCUGCUGCUCCUCCUCCUCCUACUACUGCUGCUGCUACUACUACUACUGCUGUUGCUGCUCCUCCUCCUCCUACUACUGCUGCUACUACUGCUACUACUACUACUACUGCUGCUACUACUGCUACUACUACUACUACUACUACUACUACUGUUGCUACUACUACUACUACUGCUGCUGCUCCUCCUCCUCCUACUACUGCUGCUGCUAUGACUACUACUACUACUGUUCUUACUACUGCUGCUACUACUGCUACUACUACUACUACUGCUGCUGCUACUACUACUACUACUGCUGCUGCUCCUCCUCCUACUACUACUGCUGCUGCUACUACUACUACUACUACUACUACUGUUCUUACUACUGCUGCUACUACUGCUACUACUACUACUACUGCUGCUGCUACUACUACUACUACUGCUGCUGCUCCUCCUCCUCCUCCUACUACUGCUGCUACUACUGCUACUACUACUACUACUGCUGCUACUACUGCU